CCUACUCACUAGAAAACUAGGAAGCAGCUAUAGGAAGAAACUAGAGUGAGAAGAAAUAUCCAUGCUAGCUGGAGCCGGGCAAGAAAUUCAACAAAUUUGUCAAGCCAAUAUUAUUUCCCCACCGUCCGGGAUUGCUCCAAUCAGGCCCAGACCAGAAGGUGUGGCUUCUGCGUGCAUUUGUACGGCUAGUAUAGGCCUUUGAUGGGGCCUGACAGGGUCCCUCUGCAGAUCUGAGUUAUUGGGACAAGAGGAAACAGGACCAAGAGCUUCAAAAGUUUUUACAGUUUUAAAAGUCAAAACACCUUAACGAAGAAGGGUGAUGCCAUGGCAGCUAUUCCAGCAACAUCACCAGCCACAGGGGUGCUGACCAGUCCGUUCAUGAAGAAGAUGAACACACCUACGUCCCAAGAUGAUGCCAAUAUGGCUGUUAUAGGAGCUGUUAUCGCCGUGGUUUUUCUCACUCUUCUUUCAGUCGUUGUGAUAAUUGUUGUUUACCUGUACAAGAAUAAAGGCAACUACCACACCUAUGAACAACCUGAAGCAGAUCCAGAGGGAUCAGUCCAAAUGGAAGAUUUCCCCUGUAAACGUGAAAAAGAAGAGUAUUUCAUAUAGAAGAUACCAGACUGCUGCCGUGUUUUAGACUGUCCUAACUUAAAUGAACAGAAGUUUUAAGUUUGUCAUUCUUUUACUCAAGGAAUUAAAUGUGUAUUAGUAAAUGUUGUUUAUAUACUGGUAGAACUCUGGCUUAAAUAAAAGUAGUUGAAC
Molecule: messenger RNA, 765 nt
Organism: Protobothrops mucrosquamatus (brown spotted pit viper)
Lineage: Eukaryota; Metazoa; Chordata; Lepidosauria; Squamata; Viperidae
Gene: SMAGP
Product: small cell adhesion glycoprotein
Exons: 5
Coding region: 325-612 (95 amino acids)
Source: RefSeq, a predicted model, not a curated record